AUGAUGUUGCUGUCGAGCUGCGCUCACGAGCCAGCGUCGAAACCCAUGCUGUUGGGCAGGGCGCACGCGCUUCAGCAGGCCGAGGCGCCCAAGCCACUGCAGCAGCUGCAAGAUUUUCUGCAGCUGGAGCCGCUGCAGACCUUGGACGAGUUUUUGCAGUGCGACAACGAGGAGCUGCCGAGCGUCGACGACUUCUUGGAUGUGUGCAAUCUUCCAGAAGUCCAAAGCAACGAGGACGAACCUUCCGCUAUCCACACAUCCGGCGUGAAGGCCACUCAGGAGCCAGUCUCCACGACCGAGCGAGUUGCAGGGCGCAGGUCUGAAAGCUGCGUGGCCAGCUCGGGCCAUGAGGUACAUCUGUGCCUGUACGACACGUCAGACGGUGCGGCCAGACGCUGGUCCUGGCUGCUCUUGGGGGAGCACUUUGAGGCAAUAUGGCACAGUGCUAUUGCCGUCACAUGGGCCCCAAGAAGUAGCUUGCCAGGAAAUGGUUCCGAGUACUAUCUCUCCGGAGAUGGAGUGCAAUGCUCCUUCAUAGGGUUGAGCGGCUACGGAAAACCGAUUAAGACGAGGUUUCUCGGCCACACGCAGAAGUCUCGCAGCGAAACGAAGGUUUUUCUGGACAGGAUGUCAGCAGAGAUGGGGCCUUACGACCUACAGUACAAUAACUGCAACCACUUCAGCCAAAAGCUCGCCAACUUCCUUGUGCAGCAGUCCAUUCCGCGUGAAGUUCUGCAACAGCCGGAAGCAGUCGCGAAGACCAUCAGGGGCCGCAUCGUGAUGCAAUACUUGCGUCAGGUGUCGAGGAGAAGCAAGCCGGACGCGGCGCAAAAAACCACGCCUACGAGACGAUGA
Messenger RNA from Symbiodinium natans, 855 nucleotides. Lineage: Eukaryota; Dinophyceae; Suessiales; Symbiodiniaceae. The record is from the annotation of a GenBank genome assembly.